AUGGGUAAAUCAAACAAGAUUCUCCUCUGUGGAUGUUCUGGAGUUGGAAAAACAGCAAUUCUGGAGCAGCUUCUUUAUGGCAGUCAUAUUAUAGAAUCUCCAACUCACCAUACAAUGGAAGAUAUUUACACGGCUGUUGUAGAAACUGAUCGAGGGGUUAAGGAAAAAGUCAGAAUAUUUGACAUUGGUUUAAAUGAUGGAAAUGAUUCUGAUCUUCCAAAGCACUAUCUGAAUUUCCCUGACGGGUACAUUCUUGUAUAUGAUAUCACAAGCUUUGACUCAUUCAAGAAGCUGGACAGACUAAAGAAAGAAAUUGACAAGCAUAAAGAUAAAAGAGAGGGACAUGUGAUCCUUAUUGGCAACAAGAGUGAACUGAAUGAAAGAAGAGAGGUUCAGUUUGAAACUGCUAUGGCAUGGGCAGGGAAGGAGAAAAUGAGACUUUGGGAAGUAUCUGUGGCAAACAGAAAAUCUUUGGUGGAGCCUUUUGUGUGGUUGACAUCUAAAAUAACACAACCAACAGGCAAAAGCAAUUUUCUGCCUGGGCGGAAAACAAAGUCUUCCAGCAGCAGCAACCUUGAUAAGAGUUAA
This is a messenger RNA of Candidula unifasciata, 588 nucleotides long. The record is from the annotation of a GenBank genome assembly. NCBI's taxonomy places the organism in Eukaryota, Metazoa, Mollusca, Gastropoda, Stylommatophora, Geomitridae.